CGUCGGCGCGUCCACACAAACCCUCCUCAUCUUCCUCGUCCUCCUCCUCAUCAUCAUCAUCCAGACGUCGGCGCUCCAGGAGCAGAAGAAGAAGAAGAAGAAGAGUCUCCUCUGCGCACCUGCAGCCUGUUUUUCAUUCUUUUGUCGUGGAAAAAAAAGCAGUCAUAUUCUGCGUGUUUUGGUGUCACUCAGCAGUCCGUCACCACGCCGCGGGGAGCAUGGAGACAGUCCGAGUCCACGCACUCUUCUCCCGGCUUCUUCUCCUCGGCGUCGCGGUUGUACCAGUGGAACCUUUGGUCCGCGGCUUCAGGAAACUCCCAGAAGAUGUGGACUGGUCAUACACAGGUGCCCUGAACCAGCGCAACUGGGGUAAGAAGUACCCGUCCUGUAACAGUGCCAAGCAGUCCCCCGUGGACAUUGACGAGACCUUCUCUCAGGUGCGGCUGCAGUACCAGAACCUACAGCUAGAGGGCUGGGACAGACUUACGGCAGAGUCCACCACCAUCCACAAUAACGGGAAAACAGUGGCCAUCGCAGUGGACGGAAACUUCUUUGUCAGCGGAGGAGGGCUGAGCUCCAGGUUCCGUGUGGAUACCAUCACCUUCCACUGGGGGCGCUGCAACACCACCCAGGAAGGGUCCGAGCACAGCUUGAACGGGAUGAAAUAUCCACUUGAGAUGCAAAUCUACGGCUACGAUCCGGAGGAUGCCCGAAGUUUGGACGAAGCCGUCAGGGAGUCGGGGAGGAUGGCUGCGUUAGCGAUCUUGUUCCAGAUCAGCUUGGAAGACAAUGACAACCUCAACCCGCUCGUAGAUGCCAUCAACACCGUGAGUCGAUUUGGUAAGAGUGGCUCAGUAGAGGCCUUCAGCUUGCAGUCCUUGUUGCCCAACAACACGGACAAGUACUACAUCUACAACGGAUCACUUACGUCUCCACCCUGCUGGGAGACGGUGGAGUGGCUGGUCUUCAAGCAACCUGUGGACAUCUCCCAAAGUCAGCUGGAGGUGUUCUGCGAGGUGAUGACCAUGGAGCAGGCGGGCUACGUGAUGCUGACCGACUACCUGCAGAACAACUUCAGGGAGCAGCAGCAGUUCAUGGGGCAGGUCUUUGCCUCCUUCACGGGAGUGGAGGACGUGCCCACGCCCACCUGCAGCUCGCCGCCGGAAAAUGUCCAAGCCGACGCCCAGAACGAGACCACCAUCGUGGUGACGUGGGAGCGGCCCCGCUUCGUCUACGACACCACCAUCGACUGGUACACCGUCACCUACGAAAGGCUGCAGGGCCCGGACCAGAGGAAGCAGGAGUGCAGAACCGACGGGGACCAGGACGUGGGAGCCAUCAUCCCCGGCCUGCUGUCCAACAGCAGCUACGUGGUCCAGGUCAUCGCUGUUUGCACCAACGGCCUGAGAGGAAGAUGGAGCGACCAGAUCAUCGUGGACAUGCCGCUAGAGGAGCCUGAUGCCGAUUCAUUCCCCGAUGUUUCCAAAGGCAGCAAAGAGGCGUCACGAAACGACAGAUGGCAGAAGCCGGAGUCUCCCAAACCUGUGGGUCUGACCCCGGAUCACAGUCCAGUGGAGGAGGUCCCGGCAGAGCAGACCAGAGUUUACCAGAACCAACCCACCCAGGAGCCCUCGCCCUCGCCCUCGGCCCCCGUGGUCACGCCAUCCACACCUGAGUGGUGGGUCCAGAACGGCCUGGGUGUCCGAAGGAGCGGGAGCGGGAGCAAGAAGCAGAGCAGGACACAAAGGAUAUUUCCUCACGGAGGUGUGGAUGGCAACGGUGCCAUCUGGGUGAGCGCGAUGACGGAGCGGCCGGGCUUCCUGUUUCCUGUCUCUCAGCCCCACACGCCGCCCUCAGGACGCCGGCACAUCACAGAGGAGGCAUCUCUCACGCUUCAGUCUGGAGAGACCAUCCCAGCACGCCCCACUCAGGGGGAAAGUGACCUCCCCUCGCCGCUGGCAGACAACAUCUCCUCCGCCCAGGACCAGGUCACGGACGUCUUCUAUGAAGACUCUUCUCCACACAGCACCACCUGGUCUCCUCCACACAGCACCACCUGGUCUCCUCCACACAGCACCACCUGGUCCUCAGCCAGGUCCACUGUUGCUGCGCCAGGCGGUGUGCUGGCCGAGGAGACAAAGAGGUCGCCUGUAAACAAACCUCCAGAAAGCAGCACCUCAGCCUCCUUCUGGAUCACAGCCAGGGCGGCGAGCGCCAGCAACACCCUGGCCGACACGGUCUACAAGUCCUUCACCUCGUCCUCGCUGCUCCGAGUGCUGGCACAGACCACCCAGCCCAUGUUUAAUGAGGGGAGGAACAGCAGCCACGAGUCUCACGUGGGCCUGGUGGCCAGCGUGGAGAGGGAGAGGAGGACCAUCAUUCCUCUGGCUGUGGUCUCCACCCUCACCAUUCUCUGUCUGCUGGUGCUGGUGGGAAUACUCGUCUACUGGAGGAAGUGUUCCCAGACAGCCAACUUCUACGUGGAGGAGGGUGUGUCCCCUAAGGUGGUGUCAGCUCCGUCCACACCACUGCUGCUGGCCACAGACGGUCAGGAGGCGCUGACGGUGAAGCAGUUUGUGAAGAGCGCCAUGGAGCUGCACGCCAACAACGCCUUCUCCAAGGAGUUUGAGAUUGUCCAAGAAUCCUACCAGGAGGUGCAGGCGUGCACGGUGGACAUGGGCAUCAGCGCUGACAGCUCCAGUCAAGCAGAGAACAAAGCCAAGAACCGAUAUGUCAACAUCCUGGCCUACGACCACAGUCGCGUGAAGCUCUCCAGCAGUUUGGACCGAGACGGGACCUGCGGCGACUACAUCAACGCCAACUUUGUUGACGGCUACGAGCGCACCGGGGCCUACAUCGCGGCGCAGGGUCCGCUGCGAGCGGGCCGGGAGGACUUCUGGAGGAUGAUCUGGCAGCAGAACGUGGGCGUGGUGGUCAUGAUCACCAACUUAAAGGAGAAGGGGCGGACCAAGUGUGACCGCUACUGGCCUGAGGAGGGUCAGGACGACUACGGACCGUACCAGGUGACUCUGAGGAGCACCAGGACCCUGGCUUACUACACCGUGCGGACCUUCCUUGUCAGGGACAGUACCGCCAAUAAGGCGUGUGGGAGGAGCUUGGAGCACACAGUCCAGCAGUACCACUACACCCAGUGGCCGGACAUGGGCGUCCCAGAGUACACGCUGCCGGUCCUCUCCUUCAUCCGGAUGUCGUCUCGGGCUCGAACGCAAGAGAUGGGACCUGUCCUGGUGCACUGCAGUGCCGGGGUGGGACGCACAGGAACAUACAUCGUGAUCGACAGCAUGCUGCAGCAGAUCCAGGACCAGGGGACCGUCAAUGUCCUCGGCUUCCUGAAACAUGUGCGGACACAGAGGAACUUCCUGGUUCAGACUGAGGAGCAGUACGUCUUCAUCCACGACGUCUUGGUGGAGGCCAUCUUGAGUCGCAACACCUGCGUGGCCGCCGACCUCCUCCACGCCUACGUGUCCGACCUCCUGACGCCCGGCGUGUCGGGCAGGACGCGCAUGGACAAGCAGUUCAAGCUGAUCAGCCAACGCCAGGCCAAGCACGCCGACUACAGCACGGCCCUGCGAGACGGCAACGCCAUGAGGAACCGGGCCAGAGCGCUGAUGCCAGUGGAGAGAUCCCGAGUGUGUCUCACGGCCACAGAAAGCAACUCCUCAGGCUACAUCAACGCCUCCUACGUGCUGGGCCAGCGCCACAGCAGGGAGUUCAUCGUGGGUCAGACGCCACUCAGCGGCACCGUGGAGGACUUUUGGCGAAUGGUCUGGGAACACAACACGCACACGGUGGUCCACCUGCCCGACUCCCAGCAGCAGACGAGCGAGGACGGCGACCCGUGUCUCUACUGGCCCUCCAAAGACCAGAUCAUGAACUUUGAGGGAUUCACGGUGGUGUAUUCUGGGGAGAAGAUGGUGUGUCUGUCCAAUGAUGACAAAGUUCUGCUGCAGGACUUCACCUUGGAAUCCACGCAGAACAAUCUGAGCCUGGAGGUCCAACUUUACAUCGCGUCCUGCUGGCCCGACCCCGACGCUCCCAUUCGGAACUGUUUCCAGCUCAUCAACACGGUCAUGGAGCGCGGGCAUCGAGCACGCGGCCCGAUGGUGGUGCACGACCCUCUGGGAGGCGUCACGUCCGGACUCUUCUGCGCCCUCACCACCUUGUCCAACCAGCUGCAGGAGGAGGGGCAAGUGGACGUCUACCAGGUGGCCCGCAUGACCAACCUCAUGAGACCGGGGGUCUUCAACGAUAUCGAGCAGUACCAGUACCUGUACCGCGCCGUGCUCAGUCUGGUCAGCUGCCAGGAGGACCAGCGGGCCCUGCACAGUCUCGAGACCAACGGCUCCGUGCUGCUGGGGAACACCAACGUCGCCGAAAGCCUCGAGUCGCUUAUGUAGACGCCGCACGCACACACACACACACACACAUGCGCGCGAACACAAACACACACACAACCGAGAGUUGUGAGUACUUGUGUUUGCAUUGCACUUUAAAGCAGGGAUGUUCAACUAAAUUGUGUUGUUAAAUGUGUCAUUAACUCAUUAAAACUGGCAUUAAAUACAACAAUAUGUAAAAAAAAGUAGAUUUGAUUAUUUAAUGCAAUAUAUAAUAGUUAUAUAUACAUAUAUUUGAUAAGCAAUUAUUUUGAUUACAAAAAGUCAAGGGACGAUUAAAAAAUGGGACAAAAUUCAACAAAUGAAUACAUUUUUGAAGAAUCAAAUAUGUCAAGUCAUAAUUACAUUUAAAUACAGAAAUGUAUUUGAUAUAAAAGUAAUGCAAUAUGUGAUACAUCUAUAUAUGUGUGUGUCUAUAUAUAUAUAUAUAUUAGGGCUGGGCAACGAUUAAAAAUUUUAAUCGAAGUUAAUCGCACUAUUUCUCCGUUUAAUCGCGAUUAACUGCAUUGUAUACGUAAAGCCCAAUGAUUAAUUCAAAAGUAGUGUGUAGUGCACCUUUAUUGGAAUAUUCUCCCAUUUACAAACAUUUAAGCUUAUUGCCACUGCCAGGGUAUUUAAGUUAUCCUGUUUGUUAUGGAAAAUAAAUAUAAUCUACAUACAAAUCUCUGAGCCACAAUCAUAACAUCUGAACAGGCAAUUUCUGAGGUAACAGCAGAAACAUUUUUUUUUUUAUCAGGGAUCUUAUGUUUAAAAAACCUAUAUUAUAGGUAGUGGGCUGUUUUAGGGAAUUUUUGAUCAAAUUAUCCGUAGUAGCAAUAUUAAUAAUGUUGUGUUUAUUGUGCGUAGUGCACUUAAAAUAAUUAUGACCAUAUCUAGGAAUUGAUAUGAUGGGAAUUUUCCGAUUGUUUGCUUGGUGCUUUGAUAAACUGAACGCAUAUACAUGGUACUAUAUUGUGAUGUUAUGAGCCAGGGAAUAAAAGAACUACCCUACCCAGCAUGCAACAGGAGUGACGAGCAUGCGCGGUAGCCCGGUAUAGGUUGUGUCGCCAUGACGGCAUCUUGUAUGUUGUGAUAUGCACGCUCUGAAAGCAAACUUUAAGAACUCAGCCAACACUCCUGGUCUGCAUUAUUCAUAAAUAGACAGACAACACAUAUACUCCGCUGCUUCACAGGCCGCUGGAUGUAGCCGGCAAAGUAUUCCCAUGCUAGCUAGCCGGUCUAGUAAGCACGCCUCAUUCAGUCCAAAACGGCCCGAUCUAUCCACAUUCAUAAUUGUCUGGCGGUCGUAAGUGAUCCCGGAGUGACCACGCUGUAAGCCAGCCAUGAAAUUUGCAGAAUUGUCCGGUAUUUUUGCCAAAUGUUCCAUCUUUAGCAAGAGUCCCUCGACGCCAUCUUGUUAAGAAAAGGCGUUAACAAAAUAAAAGCAUGUAAACAACAUACGCAAAUGUGCGAUAAAAUAAUUGUCGGCGUUAAUAGAUUGAUGAGUUAACUCAUAAUUAACGCAUUAAUUUGCCCACCCCUAAUAUAUAAUAUAUAUAUAAUAUGUAUAUAUAUACAUACAGUAUGUAUCAUAUGUGAAAUGUAUUUGAUGUAAA
This is a messenger RNA of Nerophis ophidion (straightnose pipefish), 6010 nucleotides long. Its product is annotated as receptor-type tyrosine-protein phosphatase zeta-like. Gene Ontology annotation, biological process: peptidyl-tyrosine dephosphorylation. The record is from RefSeq and is a predicted model, not a curated record. Lineage: Eukaryota; Metazoa; Chordata; Actinopteri; Syngnathiformes; Syngnathidae. The transcript is spliced from 32 exons. Gene Ontology annotation, molecular function: protein tyrosine phosphatase activity; protein binding. Bases 219 to 4418 code for a protein of 1399 amino acids.